Dichotomopilus funicola is the source of this 2196-nucleotide messenger RNA. RefSeq names its product cytochrome C1 family-domain-containing protein. Bases 1 to 2196 code for a protein of 731 amino acids. NCBI's taxonomy places the organism in Eukaryota, Fungi, Ascomycota, Sordariomycetes, Sordariales, Chaetomiaceae. The record is from RefSeq and is a predicted model, not a curated record. Gene Ontology annotation, biological process: mitochondrial electron transport, ubiquinol to cytochrome c; base-excision repair. Gene Ontology annotation, molecular function: electron transfer activity; heme binding. The transcript is spliced from 7 exons.
AUGCUUGCGAGGUCCUGCUUGCGCUCGACGCGCGCAUUCGCCGGCCUGCGGAAUGGCGCCGUGCACAUCCCCAAGCGCACUGCGUCGUCCUCGAGCUCCAAACCUGCCGCCGACUCGCCCCUCCGCCUAAACAUUGCUGCCGUCGCCGCCACCACCGUCGCCGCCGGCUCCAUCGCGUGGUACUACCACCUCUACGGACCUACUGCGGAUGCGUUGACACCGGCUGAAGAGGGUCUGCACCCUACCCCGUACCCCUGGGUUCACCAACAGUGGUUCAAGACCUUUGACCACCAGGCUCUUCGCAGAGGUUUCCAGGUCUACCGGGAAGUUUGUGCAUCGUGCCACUCUCUCAGCAGAGUGCCGUACCGCACACUUGUCGGCUCCAUCCUGACUGUCGACGAGGCCAAGGCUCUGGCCGAAGAGAACGAGUACGACAGCGAACCCAACGACCAAGGCAAUAUCGAGAAGCGCCCCGGGAAACUGUCCGACUACAUCCCGUCACCCUACCCGAACGAUGAGUCCGCCCGGUUCGCCAACAACGGUGCCCUCCCCCCUGAUCUCAGCCUGAUCGUCAAAGCCCGCCACGGCGGCUGUGACUACAUCUUCAGCCUCUUGACCGGUUACCCUGAGGAACCCCCUGCUGGUGCCCAAGUAGGCAGUGGCCUGAAUUUCAACCCUUACUUCCCCGGCACUGGCAUCGCCAUGGCUCGUGUCCUGUACGAUGGCCUUGUUGAAUACGAGGAUGGCACCCCCGCUACAACUUCCCAGAUGGCCAAGGACGUUACCGAGUUCCUCAACUGGGCUGCCGAACCCGAGAUGGACGACCGGAAGCGCAUGGGUAUGAAAGUUCUGGCUGUCACAUCGGUCCUGUUCGCGAUGAGCGUGUGGGUGAAGAGGUACAAGUGGGCGUGGCUCAAGUCGAGGAAGGAGUUCCUCACGUCACUUAUUAUCUCUGGUCAGGUUCCGCCGGCCGAGGUGAAUGAACUACAACAGCUUAGCCUCAUGCGUGGAGUUGAUGAAUGGGAUAUGCUCUUUGAAUGUGCAGCAGUGUUGCAGGACAGGGACAUCAGCUCAAAGGCGGGCAGCGGCGGAUAUGCGGAGGAAAGCUUGGUGCCAUUCCUGCAGGAGAUACGAGGAACUCGGGCUGGCGCGGAGGAGGCGAGCCUUUUCCCGGCAAACGGAAAGAAUAUCCUCUUAACAAACAGUCCCACGGAGCGCCUCGCAGCUACCCUGGUAGCCGUUCCUAAUAAUUCAACCCACCCAAAUACCGCCACGACUGCUGAGAGAGCAGUUAAAGCAACAGGAGGAUCCAGAUCUCCCUUCUUCGUCACCGCAACCCCUCCACGAAUAAAGGCAUUAAAUGAUGUGCCGACUCCACCGUCAACGACAAAACGAUCUCGUCCGCCGCGAGGCACCGUCUCGGGCCUCCCGAUACCGCCCCUUUCUGCAACCCAUUUCGGCUUAAUACAAGAGGAGUUGGCAGAUAACCCGUUUCGGCUCCUGGUUGCUAUCACUUUUCUUAUCAAGACCACCGGAAGGGCGGCAAUUCCUGUCUUUUGGCAACUCAUGGAGCGUUUCCCAACGCCUAAGGCUCUCGCCACGGCGGAUCCGGCCGAGAUUACAGCCCUGAUUAGACCGCUUGGCUUAUCCAUUGUACGGUGUGCGGUUAUCCAGAAAUACGCGCGGAUGUGGCUGGAGAGUCGUCCAUGUGGUGACGUACGGUAUGGGGUAAAAAACUACCCAAAUCCAGGUGACGGGCGGCAUGUGAGCGCGGGGGAAAUGUUCGGCCCGGAGGAUACGCCACAGUCUCCAGGCGGCCAAAACACGGAUGCGGUCUCUGAUGCCAGGGACAGGGCGGUUGGGUGCGCUUGGGAGAUUGGACAUCUUACCCAGGGGCCGUAUGCGCUCGACUCAUGGCGGAUUUUCUGCAGAGAUGUGCUUCUCGGCCGGUCGAACCGGUGGACAGGAAAUGAGAACAUUCCCGGUUUUCAACCAGAAUGGAUGCGUGUUCUACCUAAGGACAAGGAGCUGAGGGCGUGUUUGCGCUGGAUGUGGAUGCGAGAAGGCUGGGAAUGGAAUCCGUUAAACGGAGAUAAAAAGCCCCUCCGGGAAGACCUCAGGAAGGCUGUGGAUGACGGUCAAGUUGGCUACGACGACGGUGGGAACCUGGUUAUUCUCAACCAGGAUGGGGCGUAG